Molecule: messenger RNA, 1985 nt
Organism: Annulohypoxylon truncatum
Lineage: Eukaryota; Fungi; Ascomycota; Sordariomycetes; Xylariales; Hypoxylaceae
Product: FMN-dependent alpha-hydroxy acid dehydrogenase
Exons: 7
Coding region: 692-1843 (383 amino acids)
Molecular function (GO): FMN binding; oxidoreductase activity
Source: RefSeq, a predicted model, not a curated record
GCGAUCAAGGUUACCAGAUGAAGUUAAAAUGUCGUAUCCACCGGUACCUUGCACCUGCUGUCGGUACAAACCUGGUAUGAUUUGAACAGGGAAGAUGGCCUUUUCUAGAAAGGCAUCGGUAGCCCAACCGAGCAUCGACGGCGAGUCUAGCCCGACAAGAUCUAUAACGCUCCCGGGACCUGGUUAGCUAGGCUCCGAAGACCUGCCGAUAUCACUUAAUCGUGAUCUUUAAGGACCCAAGAGAUCCGGAAUGGACGUCAUGAUACUUUAUAUACGAGAACGCAACUGGUUAGAGUUGGUCCGAGAUAGGAAAGAGACAAGGAAUAUACCGAAUCCUUUGACCUUAAUCCCAGCAUUCCUAAGCAGGUCGCGUGUGCCUACAAUUUUAAGGUGGAUCUCCACUCACGACCUCGCCCUUUUGAAGAUUCCUAAGAGUUCGGCUCUUGGCGACGAUGACAAAGUUGAUCAGCACGCUAACACAUGGCUGACUCCCGCCUUCCAUAUUAGCGAAUAACCAAGACAGAGCUAGCCAAGGUUGACGGAGUGGACAUUGUUAUAAUAAGAUGAAAGGAUCGCGACUUUCCAACACCUUUUAAGUUGUACCACUUCCCACGAGUAUUCUGAAGCACCCUCAUCACCAACUUUCGCCUCUAGUCUACUUCUAGUCACUCAUUCGCGGUAUUUGUUCAAUAUGCGUUCUACUCUUCUUUCUCUUUGUAUGCUCGGCGGAGCUCUAGCGGCUCGACCUUUCUUGAACGAGCCGGACACAGGAUUCGAUGAGUACUUCGCGGACCUGGCAACCGGCGAGCUGCCGCCGCUGGACAAGUUAGUCGGACUACCAGACUUCGAUGCGGCGGCGCGGAGGCAUCUUCCCGCUAUGAACUACACCUACUACCGUAAUGGAGCAGCUGGAGAGUGGUCGUACCGGAAUAACCUCGAGGCCUACAACCGCUACAGACUAAAGCCCAGAACCAUGGUGGAUAUCACCGGCAUCGAGUCGACGCUCCCGACUACGAUUUUAGGCCACAACUUCUCCGCGCCCUUCUUCAUCACCCCUUGUGCUCGAGGUGGUUACGGCAACGUCGACGGCGAGAAGGGUCUCGUCGAGGGUGCCGCUGACGGAGAUAUUCUAUACAUGCCCUCGCUGUACGCCAGCUUGACGAUCGAAGAGAUCACCGCCUUCAAGAAGGACGGCCAGGUCACCUUCCAGCAGGUAUACCUCGACUCGAACGACACCGCCACCCAAAGUAUCUUCGACCGUGCCAAGGCCGCGGACGCCAAGGCCAUCGUCUUCACCAUCGACUCCGCCGCUGACGGCAACCGUCACCGCGCCGCCCGCUACGGCGUUGGUUCUGCCGACUCCGCCUACACCGUCAUCACCUGGGACCUGUACGACCACCUCACCACGAUGACCGACCUGCCCAUCAUCCUCAAGGGCAUCCAAACCGUCGAGGACGCGCAAGAAGCGGUGCGCCACGGCGUUCCCGCGAUCUACCUGUCGAACCACGGCGGCCGCCAGAUCGACGGCGCGCGCUCGCCGCUCGAGGUCGCGAUCGAGAUCCGCGACAAGGCGCCCGAGGUGUUCGCGCAGACGGAGGUGUACGCCGACGGCGGCGUGCGGUACGGCGCCGACGUCGUCAAGCUGCUGGCCCUCGGCGUCAGGGCCGUGGGUGUGGGCCGCCCCUUUAUGUACGCUAAUGUUUAUGGUACCGAGGGCGUGAGCCGCGCUAUCGAGUUGCUUAAGCAUGAGAUUGCGAUUGAUGCGGCGAAUGCUGGGGUGGCGGAUUUGAAGAGGAUUGAUCCUAAUAUCGUCGACUGGACCCCGAACUGGGCUUCUGCUUAGAUGUAGAAAGGGGUGAUUCUAUAAAAGGAUUUUGGUGGAUUCUUGUAUAUACUUUUGUACUGGUUGUAUGGGUCUCCUAUUUGCAUGCUCGUAGAUAUCAUUAGACUAGAUGGCGGUUACAUAAAAGGCCAAUGUUUAACAG